Varanus komodoensis (Komodo dragon) is the source of this 566-nucleotide messenger RNA. RefSeq names its product family with sequence similarity 72 member A (gene RUMY1). The record is from RefSeq and is a predicted model, not a curated record. The coding region runs from base 84 to 566 and encodes 160 amino acids. Gene Ontology annotation, cellular component: cytosol. Lineage: Eukaryota; Metazoa; Chordata; Lepidosauria; Squamata; Varanidae. The transcript is spliced from 4 exons.
UGGGGAGGACUUCUCCCUCCCCUCUCUCAGCCCUCCACAUACAAAUUCAUUAUCUACCCCGCCGAGAGCAAUACAUAGACACCAUGGAGUCCCUCUUGACAGAGGCUGAGCUUGCCAUGUCCACCAGUAGCUGCAGCUUUGCAGACAGAUGCGUCUCCGUGCUGUGCUGCAAGUUCUGUCAACAAGUGUUAAGUUCAAGGGGCAUGAAAGCUGUGCUCCUGGCUGAUACAGAGACAGAUCUCUACUCCACGGACAUCCCUCCCACCAGUACUGUUGACUUCAUUGGAAACUGCUAUUUCACAGAAAUCUGCAAAUGUAAACUGAAGAAUGUUGCUUGUUUGAAAUGCGGUAAUGUUGUAGGUUACCAUGUGAUUGCUCCAUGCAAACCUUGCUUGCUCUCCUGCAACAAUGGACACUUCUGGAUGUUUCACAGCCAGGCUGUUUUUGGAAUUAACAGACUGAAUUCCUCUGGUACAAAUUACCUGCUCUGGGGCAACUUGCCAGACUUAGAAGAAAGUACAGAUGAAGACACGUCCAGCAUCUCUGAAGAAGAAUACAUCAGAUAA